CAUUCGCUGUAGUUUGUCAUCGUUUUCUGUCACAAUUGCAGUGACAUUCAACGUCGUGUUUCUUUUCAAAGCGGUCAUUUUAUUUGUCCGACACUUAAAUAAUUACGGUGGAAACAUGCUCAGCUAGGAACUUUUAAUUCGCUCUAAACUACUCUUAUCUACAUACACAUUUUUGGAGCCACGAAAAUAAAUUGUAGCAUACUUAUUCAUUACUAUGCAUUUGAACAUUACGAUGUAUAUUUCGAUUUGAGAGUACUAUACUCCAUCUGAAAUACAAAUACCGAUACUACAAUUUCCAUGGCACUACUAACGUGUGCGCGCAUGUGUUUGUUGUUGGGGCUGCUGUACAUUGUAGGCAGCCGCAACACAGGCAACGGGUGGCGAGCUGUUGUUGCAGUGUUACAAAUGUCUCUGCUUUCAAAACCAUGAAGGCAUGAACAUAAGAUUACGCGUCUCCACAACAACACUAUAAAAUCAUUAUUUUACCGAAUCGAGAGAACUGUGAGAAUGUGAGGUGUAUCAAGUAUAGGCUAUUAUUGCUACCAACCAACGAAGACCGCGGACACGACGUUAUUGUACUGGCGGCUUGCAACGAGAUCCGUGCACCUCUAGAAAUCCAAUCGGCGCUAUUCUGCAGUGCACUAUUUACAGAUGCAUCUCGGACUUGAUGAGCCGGUGCGAGAAUGUCAGUAUAACCCGAUCUGCACGCGCAACUCAUCGUCUAUGGAGACCUCGGGGCACAAAAAGAAGAGGACUCCCCGCAGGAAGUGGCAGAUCUUCCCUGGCCGAAAUAGAUUCUACUGUAAUGGAAGGGUCAUGAUGGCGAGACAGACCGGGGUCUUCUACCUAACCCUGGUCCUCAUCAUGGUCACCAGCGGGCUUUUCUUCGCAUUCGACUGCCCGUUCCUGGCGUCCAACCUGACCCCGGCCAUCCCGGUGAUCGGAGGGGUGCUGUUUGUCUUUGUUCUGGGGAUGCUGUUCAGAGCCAGCUUCAGUGACCCGGGAGUCCUGCCCCGUGCCACACCCGACGAGGCUGCCGACCUGGAGAGACAGAUUGACGCCGCUAAUGGCCCCAGUGGUCCAGGGUACAGGCCGCCCCCGAGGAUCAGAGAGGUGGUCAUCAACGGGCAGACGGUCAAGCUUAAGUACUGUUUCACCUGCAAGAUCUUCAGGCCCCCACGGGCCUCGCACUGCAGCCUGUGUGACAACUGUGUCGAGCGUUUUGACCACCACUGUCCCUGGGUGGGGAACUGUGUUGGGAAGAGGAACUAUCGUUUCUUCUACCUCUUCAUCCUGUCCCUCUCCUUCCUCACCGUCUUCAUCUUCGCCUUCGUUAUUACACACGUCAUCCUGAGAUCCAACCGGACAGGCUUCCUCAGCGCACUCAAAGACAGCCCUGCCAGUGUGCUGGAGGUGCUGGUGUGUUUCUUCUCGGUGUGGUCCAUUAUGGGCCUGUCGGGCUUCCACACCUACCUCAUCAGCUCCAAUCAGACCACCAACGAAGACUCUUAUUGACAGAAGAGGCUUGAUCCAGUCAGACACACCCCAGCCUGUGUCACACUCCAACGGGAGCAGCAUGUACAACUCCACCCAGCUUCACACUCACAUGUGUGACCAAGAGCACUGCAUUCAGAGCACCAAAUUCGUUUUGCAGGCUGCCGCUACCCCCCUGCUCCACAGCGACCCUGUCAUGAUGGGCGGAGAGGGACCCACUCUCCCUGGGAAGAGUUCCCUGGGGGGCCCCUGUGCCUCACUGGCCCCCAGCCAGCCUUCCCUGCCCUCCUCCAUGCCAGGCCUGGGCUGUGCAGGGGACAUGCUGACCCUGAGGGACCCAGACACCCACUGCCACCACCAUCACUUUGUCAGCCCUGAGGAGACGCCCUCGCCCGGCCCCAUGCCUCUGACUCUGCCCUGCCCCGCCCACAUGACCCACGGGGGACACAUGAACCCGGCCCAACUCUACGACCCUGCCAGCCAGGACUCUCUGCACGAGGACUCUGUCAGGGGCCUGGUCAAACUCAGCUCUGUCUGAGACUCCCCUGGCUCUUUGAAAUCACUACCCAGACUCUGUCAGCGUGCCAAAUGACACCCUAUUCAAUAUGUAGCACUACUUUUAAAAAGUAGUGCACUAUAUAGGGAAUAGCGUGCCAUUUAGGACGCUGCCCCAGCCCCCCGCUCCACACUGCCGGCUCAGUACCAAAGCCAUAAUUCCUGUUCCCCUAACAUUCCACCCCAGCCCUCCCUCCCUCCCAUCCAUAUUUGUGCCCCCCACCUGUUGAGAUAAGCUAUUCUAGUGCCAAACAGACAGAGCCUCAGUCUCCACUGCACUUGACCAGGACAAAAAUCAGGCUUCUGAGUCCCCCUUCCUCUUCACAGUAGUAUACCUAGUGCCCUACCAGUCAACCAGGCCUGGAUACAGGUCCAGGCUUCUGAAUCCCCCUUCCUCUUCACAGUAGUAUACCUAGUGCCCUACCAGGAGUCAACCAGGCCUGGAUACAGGUCCAGGCUUCUGCCAAAGGCUCACGACUUGUGCUCUUUUGGGGGAAACCAUCUACCUGGACCAGGCGGUCAUUGUCCGGAAAUGAAACUGACUCGGUCUCCUCUCGUCAGCCAAGCCGCCGUACCAAGGCAGUUGCCAUUUUGGUUUGCUGACAUUCAAGGACACGCGCAGCGGGACAAGGUUUGUUGAUUAGCUGGAAAGACAUGAAUCAGGACUAAAUAUAGGAUUUGUUUAUAGUUUGAUAUCUGUGUCAUGUGUCCCGAGUCAAGUGACACUCUUUUAUACAAUAGUAAUGGAAACAGCCAAUCAGUGUUGGCCCUGAACACAGAAGAUGUCACUUCCUGUUUCAGAUUGUGUCRACACUGUAUGUGUUGAUUGGUAGUGUUCAUCAGUCCGUUCCGGUGUCGGUGUGACGCUAGCCGCAUUACAUUUUUGUUUCGUUCAAAUGUGAUGCCAAAACAUCAUGGCUGCAUCCCAAAUACCACCCUCUCUAUUUAGUGCACUACUUUUUACCAGGGACAAAAGGACUUUGGCAAAAGUAAUGCACUAUAUAGGGAAUAGGGUGCCAUUUGGGACUGAGAUAAUAAGUAAUGUGAUGAUUGUACCAAGAAAUUCUCAUUUACUUAUUUUUAAUGAAUAAAUUCGCAUAUUUUUA
This is a messenger RNA of Salvelinus sp. IW2-2015, 3155 nucleotides long. NCBI's taxonomy places the organism in Eukaryota, Metazoa, Chordata, Actinopteri, Salmoniformes, Salmonidae. The record is from RefSeq and is a predicted model, not a curated record.